AUGCGAGUCCCUACUUAUUCAAUCCUCUACUUUGGUCUAGCUGCCAGCAGCCAGUUCGACCCCAGAAGCUACGCCACCGAGGAUGUUAUAGUUCGGGAUGUGGCUGUUAUCGGUGGUGGCUCUUCAGGUACAUACGGUGCAGUCAACCUUCAACGUCUAGGAAAGAGCGUGGUAUUAGUUGAGAAAGAGGCCUACCUAGGCGGACACGUCAAUUCAUAUACGGAUCCCGCUACUAGAACGAGCCUUGACUAUGGGGUGCAGACGUUCUGGAACAUCACGACUACUCACGAUUACUUCGAGUAUCUCGACAUUCCCGUCAGUGUAUGGACAGUUGAUAACCUCACCAACGUCUAUGCGGACUUCACGAGAGGAGAUGCUUUAAACAUCUCCGUUGGCGAGGAUUAUACGGUGUACGUGGAACAGCUCAACAAAUAUCCAUACAUAGAAUGGAGUUGGGACCUCCCCAACCCCGUACCUUCGGAUCUCUUACUUCCAUUCUCAGAGUUCGUUGAGAAAUACAGCCAACAAGACCUUGCAUAUAGCGUUUAUUUUAACGCUCAAGGAACUACCAACUUCUUGAAUCAAUUGACUGUCAAUGUUUUCAAGUACGUGGAUGGCUCCUUUUUGGAUGCCCUAUCUGGCGGAGAUGUGGUAACUUCCGACCACAACAAUUGGGGAAUAUUUGCCAAAGCUUUGGCUCUACUGGGUUCGGACGUCCUUCUUUCAUCGACCGUUGUCUCUGCUCAGCGCUCAACAAAUGGUACCGGUGUGAGCCUCGUGGUACAGACUCCUACAGGAAACAAAUUGAUUCAAGCAUCACAACUGCUCAUCAGUAUUCCGCCACUGCUUGAGAACAUGCAACCAUUCAACCUGAGCACAGAAGAGUCCGAUUUAUUUUCGCAGUGGGAUUACGGCGCAUAUUAUACCAUGCUUAUCAACAAUACUGGUUUACCAGCCGGAUACCGUUUCAUUAAUGCCGUAGCCGAUUUCACGACAGACUUCAACAUCCCCACGCUUCCAGCACCCUACCAAGUUACCGAAUCACGCGUUACAGGUCUCUUCUACGUUUGGUAUGCGAGUCCAUAUGUGCAAACCCAAGCCGAGGUGGAAGCGGCGGUAUCAGAGGUAGUCCAGCGACUACAGGUUACAGCUAAUGGAAACUCGACUACUACCCACGCGCCGACCUUUGUGGAGUUCCGCAGUCACACGCCUUUUAAGCUAGUUGUCUCAGCCGAUGUUAUAGAAGAUGGGUUCUAUAGCAAGUUGGAGGCGUUGCAGGGUCAGCAGAAUACUUGGUAUACUGGUGCGGCCUUUCUUUCGCACAGCUCGGGGAUUCUUUGGAACUUCACGGCCUCAUUGUUACCGGAGAUUAUUUCCGCUAUUGAGAGUUCCUAG
This is a messenger RNA of Talaromyces amestolkiae, 1395 nucleotides long. RefSeq lists its product as uncharacterized. The transcript has a single exon. The record is from RefSeq and is a predicted model, not a curated record. Lineage: Eukaryota; Fungi; Ascomycota; Eurotiomycetes; Eurotiales; Trichocomaceae. The coding region runs from base 1 to 1395 and encodes 464 amino acids.